Molecule: messenger RNA, 2505 nt
Organism: Camponotus floridanus (Florida carpenter ant)
Lineage: Eukaryota; Metazoa; Arthropoda; Insecta; Hymenoptera; Formicidae
Product: protein cortex
Exons: 10
Coding region: 239-1816 (525 amino acids)
Biological process (GO): positive regulation of anaphase-promoting complex-dependent catabolic process; positive regulation of ubiquitin protein ligase activity; anaphase-promoting complex-dependent catabolic process
Cellular component (GO): anaphase-promoting complex
Molecular function (GO): anaphase-promoting complex binding; protein binding; ubiquitin ligase activator activity
Source: RefSeq, a predicted model, not a curated record
GUUUGUAUUUUUUCUUGAGUAUAAACUUCAUUAGUUUCGCAACUUUGUAAUGUUAUAUUUGAUACACUGUAAUAGAUGGUACAUACAUCUAACCGAUAAUUUUAAAUAAUAUAUUGACAGUUUUUCAACUAGCAUUUGUGACUCGGUUGGCAUUCAAGAAAGUAUAUUUUUGGCUGACACUUCAGUAGAUAAACAGAAUCGAUGAGGUGUGCGUCGUUCGAUCAAAGUCAUAAGAAAGAUGAAUAGAUUGAUGGAUAUCGAGGAACAGAGUCAAGAUGCAUCCAAUGAUACCCCCUUGCGCGGAUAUCAUCCGAGAUUUCGCAGAACAGAGCAGUUGGAUAUUACAAAACCGGAUGUUUCACGGAAAUGGUUUCUGGCGUCUACCUUUCAAACGGCUCUCGCGGAGAAACCCGAGGAAUGUAACGCGCAAAACUUUUUGGAUUCGUUGAGCAAUAUAAAAGCCAAGGUGUGUCCGUCCAAACCGAGACAAAUUUAUUCGGGGGACAGAUUCAUACCGUGUCGUCGCGGGUACAGUUUCGAGGCAGCUCACUGUCUAUUAAGAAAAAAAGAAUCCGACAUGAAGACCAGAAUUCAUAAACUGCAGGAUAUUCAUAAACAAAUCGAGUUAUUGAAUAUUACGCAUCAACGCGAAGCUUGGCGCGCGUUAAUGGCAGAACAGACUAUCAUACCAGAUUUAAAUCAAAUCAAGAUUCUACACUAUAGCAAUUCAACGAUGCAAUCUCAGAAUUUGCAGCGUACAGAAUCUAAAGAGGAAAGAAAGUGGAAGUGCACGCCGCGCAAGAAAACUUUGAUAGGAAACGUAGAAAAAAUAUUAUGUCUUGAUUCUUCAGAGGAAGAUAAUAAGGUUGGACUAAUUGACUGGAGCUGCAACGGUUUAAUCAGCUUCGGUAAUCAAAAUGGCAUUUCGAUAUGCAAUAGGGACGGCAUAGAGUUGGGGAUGUGCAAAGAAAAGAAUGCCAAAGUCGUUAAAUGGAGCAACGACGGUAGUAAACUGGCGAUAUGUACAAGUCUUAGGAUCAUAUUAUACGAUUUGGAAAAGGAAAAGUCCAUAUGGAAUAUUUCUUCUAAAUGUCUCAGGGCAUUACCUCAUAGCAAUCAUUGCAUCUGCUGGUCUUUCGAUGAUCGUUACAUCGUUAUUGGAUGUGAGGAAGCGAUAUCGGUAUAUGAAACCGAUACAGGCAAAUUGAUUGAAUCCAUUUGGACUAUCAGAUACAUGGAUUGUAUUUCGAGCCUGAAUUUUUCGCCAAAUUACAAGUAUCUGGUAUCAACCGACGGAGAACAAAAUUUUGGAAUAUUUACCUGGCCGGAUAUAAAGUUUUGUUAUUACAUCGAAUUGUCCGAUAAAAUAAGAGCCGUCGCCUGGCAUCCGCAGAUGUCUAACACACUUUGUAUAGGCAGUGGCAGAUCGUUGAUGUUAUGGAACGUCAACAAGAAGACAAUUAUAGACCAUAAGUCUGUCAAAUCUUACGACUUUCGCGUGGAAAAUCUCGUUUGGAACAAGUUAAGCGGCGAGUUGGUCGUACAUUGGACCUACAGGGAGGGGAACAAACGAUACUCGAUUGUCCCAGUGCUCGCCAGUUUCGAUCGAAUCGUCGAUGCACUGCCACUGAAGCAUCAAACGCACAUAUCCUUCUUGAAAUUCAAUGGCACGCACGAAGAGCUGAUAACAUGCGACAAUGAAGUCUUUUCAAUAUGGAAUUUUUUUGGCGAAAAAUCCCAGUACGGACGACAAGUACCUCUCUAUAAUUCAACACGGCAGAAGCAAGGAGUUCUCAAUCGUAAUCCAAUUCGAUAAUUAUAUAUUUAUCUUAAAUAACAGAAUAAUAAGUAAGCUUGAAGCUUUCUGAGGCAUUAGCAUUAAAUUGUAUUUUUUUACAAAUUUUUUUAGCAAAAGUUACGCGUUUAUUUAGAUACAUGAAAAAUAUACCAGUAACUUGUAACUCCAGAAAUCAAAUUUUAAGGUGUGCGGAGAAAGUGCCGCGGUUUAAUCUGUUGAUGAAAUUUUUCAAAUGUUUAAUACUCAUAUUAUCAGAUAGUAUGAUUUAUGCGAAAAUAUUAUCCGUAUUUUUACUGUAUCAGCGUUAUUUCAUAAAUGAAAAUUUAUCGAAUACCUUAAGAUCAGAUAUGCUCGUGUAAAGUUACAACGAGAGUAUGAACAUUGAGUAAAGAAAAACACUGUCACCAAGUAACUGACCAUUCCUGUUACAAUUAACGCAACAUACGGUAGAUAAUUGCUCAGCUCAUUAAAAUUAAUGGCGCUAAAAUUCAUUUAGACUGAUUUAGUAUUCGAUUUAGCAACGCUCGUAAAUGAUUAGCUUAUCUCGCAGUAGAUCGGUAAAGCUCGUACGCCGAGAAUUUAAGUUGUUAUUGGUAUGUAAAAAGAAAAAAAGAAAAAGAAAAAACUGAGAUAGAAUGUAACCGUCUGGUUUUCCCUGGCCAAUCUUCCUGAUUUUACAAAUCGCGCACACAAUUAUUAGAAUAUAU